GUCUGAUCCACUGUUGAGCUGGGUAUUGUACAUGGAAAGCUCUCAUUAAAUGCUUUUGCCUUUGAAAAGCAGAAGGCAUAUAUGAGAUGCUGUCAGCAGAACAAAGUGUUGGAUCGCUUCACCUUUUCAAGCUCCACGUUUAGUUAUAUAUCUGAGUGCCGAGUUGUUCUCCAGUCUACGUCCAUUUAUCUCCAUCUCCAUUUCCUGUCGGUAGAGCUUGCUGGUUUGGUGCUUUCUCUCUCUAGUCCACCAUGAAGAAGCUUGUUGGCUCGAGCAAGACAGUAAAAGUAGGCCCAUGGGGAGGCCAUGGUGGGAAUCCCUGGGAUGAUGGCAGCUAUAAUGGAGUUCGAGAGAUAACUCUGGUGUAUGAUCGCUGCAUCGACUCAAUUCGCGUCUUGUAUGACAAGAAUGGGAAGCCUGUUUUGGCAGAAAAGCAUGGAGGAAAUGGGGGCAACCUCACCGUGCAGGUCAAACUACACUACCCAGAAGAGUUCCUGACAUGUGUAAGUGGGCACUAUUCCCCUGUGGUACAUGGGGGUUCACCCGUGAUUCGAUCGCUUACCUUCAAGAGCAAUCAGAGGGCCUUCGGGCCUUUUGGAGUUGAAGAGGGGACACCAUUCACAUUCCCUAUGGAUGGAGGGAUGAUUGUUGGCUUUAGUGGAAGGGGCGGUUGGUACCUUGAUGCUAUUGGCUUGUGUCUGUCACCUAUCCGGACUGCUGGCCUCUAUGAUACCGUGCAGCAGAAGCUCCAAAAGUUUGGGAAUUUGGCUACCAAGAGAUUGGGAAAUCGAUACGGCGAGCAUGGCUCUCGUGCCAAUGCUAGGACCCAAAAGGCUUAUGCUUAGGCUCUCCAAUGUUUAUUGGAUACAGUGUGGGUAUUUGGUUAUGUGAGGUUUUGCCAGUGAACGUAAGAUGCCAACAUGAUUGUACUCAGUAUGCUAGAAUUUCCUAUCCAUUCGAUGAGGCUGUGUCUUUAUGUC
This is a messenger RNA of Elaeis guineensis (African oil palm), 980 nucleotides long. Its product is annotated as jacalin-related lectin 19. The record is from RefSeq and is a predicted model, not a curated record. Gene Ontology annotation, molecular function: carbohydrate binding. Lineage: Eukaryota; Viridiplantae; Streptophyta; Magnoliopsida; Arecales; Arecaceae.